Belonocnema kinseyi is the source of this 531-nucleotide messenger RNA. RefSeq names its product NADH dehydrogenase [ubiquinone] iron-sulfur protein 6, mitochondrial (gene ND-13A). The transcript is spliced from 3 exons. NCBI's taxonomy places the organism in Eukaryota, Metazoa, Arthropoda, Insecta, Hymenoptera, Cynipidae. The record is from RefSeq and is a predicted model, not a curated record. Bases 18 to 404 code for a protein of 128 amino acids. Gene Ontology annotation, biological process: mitochondrial electron transport, NADH to ubiquinone.
GGUAGUAAAUAGGAAAAAUGGCGAGUAAGAGGGCACUUUGCCUGAUAAAAGAUGUAAAUAAAUUGCAAUUUGUUAUUAAUAAAUCACCUUUGAGUGUGAUAAGUCGUGGAUAUGGUUCUCAUGUUCCUCCUGUUACAGAAACGCACACUGGCCAGAAAUUUGAAGAAAACGACUAUCGUUUGGCGAGAUUCGUUGACAAAGAUGGCAAAGAGGUUAAUCCAAACUGGGCAAUAAAAUUAAUCGAAGAAACACCACCUACUCGUACAGAGGAUCGAGUUGUGGCUUGCGAUGGUGGCGGCGGUCCUCUUGGACAUCCGAAAGUUUAUAUAAAUUUGGAUAAACCUGGAAAUCAUAGCUGUGGUUACUGUGGACUCCGAUUUUAUAAAGAAGAUCAUCAUCAUUGAUAAAUCUGUACGGAUUUUACAGAUUUUGUAGUUUGACUGUUGUGUAAUAUAAAAUUGAAAGUCUCUUCAAGAAUAAUUUACUCCUUAAUUAAAUAAAAAAAUAUAUCAUGCGUUUCGAGAUCAAAAU